AUGAAGCCGAACCCGCAGACGCUCAGCUCGCGUUCCAACCGUGACUCACCUCUCAUGCCUUACUGCUCCCUUUCCUCCUCCUCCCUCUCUGCCGACGCCUCCCCUUCCUCCUCUCUCCGCUCCUCCCUCACCUCCUCUCAGCGGCAUGCAGUUGACCUCACCACCUCCUUCCCGCAGUUCAAGCGAGAAAUCGCCCGGAUCCGCUGCACGGCAUCCCUCAAAUCCGCUGCCGCUGCUGCCGCGUCUUCAUCUGCUGCCGCUGCUUCUUCGUCUGCUGCUUCUGCGUGUCCCAGUGGUAGGCAGCACUCCGAGGGGCGAUGGCAGGAGUGGGCCGAGAAAGUGAAGGGAAAGAGGCUCCUAUCACCACAGCAGAUCGAACAGGACGGGGAGUUAGAUGGGGACUCCCCUUCGGAGGAGGCGGAGGAGGAAGGGAAGGACGAGCCACGGAGCUGCGAUGAAAAUCGAAUGGAUCAGCUGACAGACCAGCAGCAGGAUCAGGAGAAAGACGAAGAGCAGGUGAAUCGGCAGGUGAAGCAAUGGGUGCGGCACUCACAGGGCAAGCCACCGAGGCCCAGUCAUAACCGCAGCGCGAGUGCGCAUUCAACUCUCAGCAGGCGCCAUCCAGACCUUCCGCCUCACCUGGAGCGUAUGCAGGAUCAGGAGCGGAAUCAGAAGCAGGUGGACCAGCAGGUGAAGCAUCAGGUGAAACAGCAGGUGAAGCACUCACAAGGCAAGCCACCAAGACCCGGUCAUAACCGCAGCGCAAGUGCACAUUCAACUCUCAGCAGGCGCUAUCCAGGGCUCCCUCCUCACCCAAAUCUCCUCUCCAGCUACCCCCUCAGACGCCUCUCGCGAUUUUUCAGGCGCAUCUUCAGGUGUUUCGCCAGGUGCCGCCUCAGGUCCCAGCCGCAACAGGUGCGUUCGACGUUGUUGCUCCCGCACCCCAAGUGCUGA
Closterium sp. Yama58-4 is the source of this 954-nucleotide messenger RNA. The record is from the annotation of a GenBank genome assembly. Lineage: Eukaryota; Viridiplantae; Streptophyta; Zygnematophyceae; Desmidiales; Closteriaceae.